UUCUCCUCCCUUCUAUUUACCAUAGAGACUGUACAAACAAUCUGUUCAUAUACUUCAUGAAGGCAAAAUCACCUACACCAUCGCCAUUGACAACAAUUAAGAGCAACAACAACAACAACAACCCCAUUAUGUCCGAGCUAAAAAAAAGCUUAUUUUCACCAAAAACUUUCAAGACUCCAUAUUUUAGAACUCAACGUUUAAUGACAUUAGCUUUUGGUAUUACAUUCUUGUUUUUUACUUGUGUGGUCUUCUUUGUAUUUAACAAUCCUUCACUUAAUAACCGCUCCUCUAUUUGGUUCAAGAAAAUCUUGGAGAAAAGAUCACAUUUUUACACCUUUUUUGAAAACACUCAUGUUCACUCACCCCAAUUUUCAAGAAAAAUUAAUGGGGUGAAUUUGAAUUAUUCUUCUGUUUCCCAAAAUGGAUUGUCAAGUUCAGUUGCUAAAACCAAUAACACUGAAAAUGGUGAAAAGGGUUUUAAUAAUGAUGAAAAUGAAGGUACUUCCAAAGAAAAAGAAGUGAAACAGAAGCAAAGAUUGAAUUUUUCAUCAAAUUAUAUGAAAAAUGGAGAUGGGAUUAGUAAAGAUAGUGGAAAAUUAAAUGGAAAUGAAAAAAUUGAGUCUUGGUGGGAAAAAAUGAGUCAUUGUGAUAUUUUUAAUGGGAAAUGGAUGAAAGAUGAAGCUGGCCCUUUAUAUGAACAUGGUUCAUGUCCUCAUAUAGAUGAACCAUUUGAUUGUUAUAAAAAUGGAAGGCCUGAUAAUGGAUAUAUGAAGUUCAGGUGGCAGCCUAAGCACUGUAAUAUUCCAAGGUUGAAUGCCAAAGAGAUGUUAGAACUGUUGAGAGGUAAAAGACUAGUUUAUGUUGGUGAUUCUUUGAACAGAAAUAUGUGGGAAUCAAUGGUAUGUUUGCUUAGAAACUCUCUUGAAGACAAGAGCAGAGUUUUUGAGGCCUCUGGUAGACAUGAUUUCAAGAAAGAGGGUGCUUAUUCUUUUAUAUUCAUGGACUACAAUUGUUCAGUGGAGUUUGUUCGUUCUCCGUUUCUAGUUCAAGAAUGGGAAGUACCGGAUAAGAACGGAUCAAAGAAAGAAACACUCAGACUUGAUCUUAUUGAAAUGUCAUUGGACAAAUACAAAGGCGCUGACAUCCUUGUAUUUAACACGGGGCACUGGUGGACUCACGAGAAAACAUCUGCAGGGAAAGGUUACUAUCAAGAAGGUAGCCAUGUUUAUAGUGAAUUAAAUGUAGUCGAGGCAUUUCGAAAGGCAAUGACAACAUGGUCAAGAUGGAUCGAGGCUAAUGUUGAUCCAAUCAAGACUCAAGUGUUCUUCAGAGGAUAUUCAGUCUCUCAUUUUAGUGGAGGGGAGUGGUAUUCUGGUGGAAAAUGUGACGGCGAUACUGAGCCAUUAGACGAUGAGAAAGACUUAUCGCCUUCUCUUUAUCCUCCAACAACGGGGAUGUUAGAGAAUGUGAUCAGGUGGAUGAAUGCGCCGGUUUACUAUUUGAAUAUUACUAGAAUGACGGAUUUUCGCAAGGAUGGACAUCCAUCAGUGUACAGGAAGCCAAACAUGACGGACGAGGAGAGGAGGUCGACGUUGAGGUACCAAGAUUGCAGCCAUUGGUGCCUUCCCGGUGUACCAGAUACCUGGAAUGAGCUUUUAUAUGCUCAACUUCUGAUGAAACAUCAUCAGAAACAACAACAAAAGCAGCAGAUUGGUUCCUAGUUGAAAAUAGCUCUAUUAAUUUGCCUCGUGCGGAAGUAUUUCCUCUAUCAUAGAAGGUGUGAAGUAGGCGGGUUACGUGGACCGUCUACGUCAAGUCUUCCAACUUCUAAGGGAGAACGAAGUUUACAUCAAGAAAGAGAAGAAGUCCGGAUUCUAAUGAGCUCCUUUUCGGUGAACUAUUAAUGAAGCAUUAUUAGACACAUAACUAGCAACAACAGCAGCACAUAGGUUCUUAGGCACACCGCGGUAGUGUAAAGGGAAUCCCGUACACAAAUAUCGCUCUAUGCAUGGGAUCCGCAGAAGG
Messenger RNA from Lycium ferocissimum, 2025 nucleotides. RefSeq names its product protein trichome birefringence-like 4. The coding region runs from base 57 to 1721 and encodes 554 amino acids. NCBI's taxonomy places the organism in Eukaryota, Viridiplantae, Streptophyta, Magnoliopsida, Solanales, Solanaceae. The transcript is spliced from 5 exons. The record is from RefSeq and is a predicted model, not a curated record. Gene Ontology annotation, cellular component: Golgi apparatus. Gene Ontology annotation, molecular function: O-acetyltransferase activity.